GAAAGUUGGAACAAUACAUAGCAGGCUUCUACAGGAAAUCCAAACAUUGGUUUCCAAACCGUAAAAUAGAAGCUGACCAAAAGACAAGUCCUACCUACAUACUUUCUUCCUUCUUUCUCUCUCUAUAUUUUCUUCUUCUUCUUCUUCUUCUUGGCUUUCAAUUGCGGAGAAAAAAAAAAAAAAGCUUUAGAAAACUUCCUCUACAAGUUUCUCUGUAACAGUUUAAAAAAAUCUCUGAGAUUUUGUGCGUGCUGUUUCCAUGGCCGGCCGUUUCGAGAAAAACCCUUUUCAAGAAGAACAAGAAGAAGAAGUCAAUCCCUUCUCUGAUCCAGCAGUUAGGGGAAAGGCAUCAGGGCAGUCAAACUAUGGUGGAGGUUCAUUUUUCACUACAAAUCCUGGAAACUCAAGGCUUUCACCUCUUCCUCCUGAACCUGCUGGUUUCAAUUUUGGCCAUGACGCGACAAUUGAUAUACCUAUUGACACAACUACAGGGGGACGAAAUUCUAAGGAUUUGCAAAGGAAAGAGAGAGAACUCCAAACUAAGGAGGCUGAAUUGAGAAGGCGGGAGCAGGAAGUAAAACGGAAAGAAGAUGCUGCUGCACGAGCUGGAAUUGUUCUCGAGGAGAAGAAUUGGCCUCCUUUUCUUCCAAUUAUUCAUCAUGAUAUUGCAAAUGACAUACCAAUUUAUUUGCAAAAAUUGCAGUAUACUGCAUUUUCCACAUUCUUAGGAUUGGUUCUUUGCCUUACUUGGAAUGUCAUAGCUGUUAGUACAGCAUGGAUUCAGGGGGAAGGGGUAAAAAUCUGGUUCCUUGCCCUUAUCUACUUCAUAGCAGGGGUUCCUGGAGCCUAUGUGUUGUGGUAUCGGCCUCUUUAUCGUGCGUUUAGGACUGAAAGUGCCAUGAAGUUUGGAUGGUUUUUCAUGUUUUAUAUGCUUCACAUUGGCUUCUGCAUCUUAGCUGCUGUUGCACCUCCUAUAAUUUUCAAAGGAAAAUCACUCACAGGCAUUCUGGCUGCAAUAGAUGUUGUGGGCGACCAUUCGUUGGCUGGGAUCUUCUACUUCGUUGGAUUUGGAUUAUUCUGUCUUGAAAUAUUGAUCAGCAUCUGGGUAAUUCAGCAAGUGUACAUGUAUUUCCGAGGCAGUGGUAAAGCUGCUGAGAUGAAGCGGGAUGCAGCAAGAGGAGUUAUGAGGGCAGCACUAUGAUACCAACCCAGUGGCAAAACGCAAGAGGGUGGAUGUAUGGACAGAUUGUAUAUGCCCUUAGCCACAGAAAAUGAGGAUAGUAAUAUCAUUUGCUUUAAGUUUGCUUUUGUGUUACACCUGUUUAUAGCUUAGUUCCGAGUGUUACCUUUUGUUCAUGUGGUGUACUGGAGUACGGUUAGAGGAUUAUUAUAAACAUGGGCGUGGUGGAAAAAAGUACAAUUCUUUGUAUAUUUGAUUUGAUUGUAUGUAGAAUUUUAUUUUCCGUUCCA
Molecule: messenger RNA, 1470 nt
Organism: Quercus robur (English oak)
Lineage: Eukaryota; Viridiplantae; Streptophyta; Magnoliopsida; Fagales; Fagaceae
Product: secretory carrier-associated membrane protein-like
Exons: 13
Coding region: 260-1201 (313 amino acids)
Biological process (GO): protein transport
Cellular component (GO): recycling endosome membrane; trans-Golgi network membrane
Source: RefSeq, a predicted model, not a curated record